AUGAGCGAGCGCGAGAGAUAUCGCGCGCCGCCGCAGCCCGAGCCGCCGCCGCAUCGCGUGCGUGCCGCGGACCUCUACCCGCGCGUGAAAACGCACUACGACGAGCCCGGCCUUGAUGCCGGCUUCACACCCAUAUGCGGCGAGUUCGUAAAGUGGGUGGGGCGCACGGCGGAUGGCGGCACGAUCGCGAUGUCGACGUACCGGCUGCACCUGCAGCCUCGCCGCCGCGAGAGCGCCGGCGCCUCCGUGCCGCUGCGGCUCAUCGACGCGCUCGAGAUUUGCGACCUGCUAUGCCUGCUAAUACUCUGCAAACACGGCCGCCAGCUCAAAUGCACCUUUACAACAAGAGAACAGUGUCUAGAAUGGUGGCGGCGGCUGACAACCGCCCUAGCUCCACUCACGUCCUUGAAAGACACAUUCGCUGCCGCAUAUGCCGCACAUUGGUUUGGCCCUGAAGUUGAGAGGCUUGGCUUCACGACGAAAGGAGCAUGGCGCGUCUCAGCCGCCAACGCCGAGUUCAAGCUCUGCCCGUCCUACCCACCGCUGCUCGUUGUACCAGCCUCCAUUGGCGACGAAAUUCUCGACUCCGUAGCAAGUUUUCGAGCGAUGCGUCGCUUACCGGCCGUGGUUUGGCGACAUCGCGGCAACGGUGCCGUUAUCGCUCGCUCUUCACAGCCCGAAGUAGGGUGGUUGGGUUGGCGCUCGUCUGAAGACGAACACCUGCUCGCUGCCUUCGUGGCCGCCUGCAACGCGGACCGCGGCACACUGCCACCGACUACUAACAAGCAACUGAAGAUGCUGAUCGUGGACGCGCGCUCGUACGCGUCUGCGGUGACGAAUCGCGCGCGCGGCGGUGGCUGCGAGAGUGAGCAUUACUAUCCGGCCGCAGACAUACAGUUCAUGAGCUUGCCCAACAUACACCACGUGCGCCGCAGCUUCCAGCAGUUGCGUGCCCUCGUCGCCGAGCCCGAAGAUCAGGCCAACUGGCACAGCAGCUUGGAGCGGUCGCUGUGGCUACAAUACGUGUCGGGCGUGCUACGCGCGGCGGGCGUGGUAGCGCGCGCCGUGCAGGCGGGCCGGCCCGUGCUCGUGCACUGCUCCGACGGCUGGGAUCGCACGCCGCAGAUCGUGGCCGCCGCGCAGCUCGCGCUCGACCCGCACUACCGCACCGUGGAGGGCUUUCGCGUACUGAUUGAACGAGAGUGGCUUGACUUCGGACACAAGUUUGCAGAACGCUGCGGUCACCAUUUUGGACGGGAAGAUUCCAACGAGCGCUCACCAAUAUUCUUACAAUGGCUGGAUGUUGUGCACCAGAUGAUGCUUCAAUAUCCAUGCAGUUUUGAAUUCAAUGAAGCUUAUUUGGUGAAGCUGGCGACGCACGUGCACUCGUGCAUGUUCGGCACGUUCCUGUGCAACUCGGCGCGGGAGCGCGGCGAGGUGCGCGCGGAGACCGUGGCGCACGUGUGGCAGCUGCUGCGCGCGCCCGCCUAUCGCAACCACCUCUACUCGCCGCACCAGCACCAGGUGCUUUGGGCGGAGUGCAGCGUGCGCGCGAUGCAGCCGUGGUGGAGCAUGCUGUGCGGCGAGCGCGAGCGCCACGACCCGCACGCACACAGCGACGCGCCAUCCGCGCCCGCGCCGACACAGCACAGCGGACUGAUGACAAAAACAAGAUCCUGUGAUAAUCUACUGAGUGACGGAGAAAAACGAACCACGCAGAGGCGGUGCAGCGAUCCCAGUAUCGCAACAGACGUAAUGAAGCUGUCGUCGCUGGUGGCGCGCGAGGGGUGCGGGGGGCGCGUGACGCGCGGCGCGCUCUCCGACAGCUGCGUGGACGAGCUGGCGCCGCCCGCCGGCCCCGCCGUACUCGCCGCACAGGUGGAGGGGCUGCACCCGGAGCAUUUCAGCAAGCCGGCGGUGGCCAGCGCAUCUUCAUCUCUGGAGCGCGAGCUGGGCAGCGCCGUGGACUGCGCGGACGGUGCGGACGGUACCGACGGCACCGACUGCACCGACUCCUCGCCGCGCGCCUCGCACACCCCCUACACUAUGCAGAACGGAGUGGCUAGCGAUAUUUCUUCUACCAGCUUGCCUCGAGUUGAGACUUCACCGAAAGGGGAAACACCCGAAGAACCUCCAGUGUUCGUGUGCGAGCCAUAUACAGACGUGAUCUCCGUGCCAGAAGCGCCAAAGGAAAUCGGACGCACACGCAACAUAAGCAUAACAUGGCGAUCGAUUUCUGAGUCGAGCAACCAGUCGUCGACGGGCUUCGACAUCUCCGGCACUCCUCCCGCCAUGCGCGCUGUCGACCGGCCCGUCGACCAACAGAUCGAAAGAUCCGUCGAGCGGGAGAUCGACACAAUAGACAACCACAACUGCACGGAAAGCGACAUAGUGAACCAUAACGUGGACAGUGACGUCACGAGCCGAAACGAUAGCGUGCUCAGCAACGGCACCGUCAACGGGCUCAGCGAUAUCACGGCCAAGUUUUUACAAGCCGAAUUGAAUGGCGGCGCGUCGUCCAGCGGCGCGAGCUCAGAGAGCGAGGGCGAGGGCUCGGGGUCGGCGCGCGGCGCCGCCAGUCAGCUCACGCUGCGCCCCGCUUCGCCGCGCCGCGCGCGCUGCACCCGCUGCAUCUGCGCGCGCGACCACGAGUCGGACGGCAGCGAGACGUGUUGGUGUGGGGGCGGGGAGGCGGACGGCGCGCUACUGCGUGUGCGCUGCGUGUGCGGCGCAGGCGCACGCCCGCACCACGACUCGCCUGACGGCCUGCCGCCCGCCGCCGACCCGCUGCAGGACCGCUUGCACCAGAUCAUACUCUACCACAAGAAAGUAGUAGAAGAGUUAAGUGGGCAGUUGCGAGAAGCCCGUGAAGCAUUGCGAAGAUCAUCUCCUUUAAACGCACAGCCCCCUGCCCGCGCCUCACCCUCCGCACCAUCGCCAACGCUGAUGGCGCAGAGCGUGGUGGUUAGCGCGAGCGCGGGCGGGAGCGGUGGUAGCGUUGGUAGCGCGGGCAGUGGUGGCAGUAGUAGCAGUGGCAGUGCGUCGGAGGUGGAGGUGGGCGAGGAGGUUCGCGCUGCCUGGCUGCCGGACAGCGCAGCGCCGCGCUGCCAGCACUGCCGCAACCACUUCUGGCUGGCGCGUCGGAGGCAUCACUGCCGACGGUGCGGCGGUAUCUUCUGCGGCUCGUGCUCGGAGAUGAGCCCGUGGGGUGAGUGCGGCGCUGUGCGCGUGUGCCGGCGCUGUCGCGAGCUGCGGUGA
This is a messenger RNA of Parnassius apollo (apollo), 3258 nucleotides long. NCBI's taxonomy places the organism in Eukaryota, Metazoa, Arthropoda, Insecta, Lepidoptera, Papilionidae. The record is from the annotation of a GenBank genome assembly.